Molecule: messenger RNA, 3350 nt
Organism: Paralichthys olivaceus (Japanese flounder)
Lineage: Eukaryota; Metazoa; Chordata; Actinopteri; Pleuronectiformes; Paralichthyidae
Gene: abat
Product: 4-aminobutyrate aminotransferase
Biological process (GO): GABA catabolic process
Cellular component (GO): mitochondrion
Molecular function (GO): pyridoxal phosphate binding
Source: RefSeq, a predicted model, not a curated record
ACCAUGCUGUGGUUCGCUGGUGUUUAAACAGAAACUGAAACGACGUCCUGCUUGUUCGACAUUCACAUACAAAUAAAGAUUGGUUUCAAAAAAGAGAGGGAGAGGGAGAAGGGAGCAAGCCCCUCCCCCUGUAGAGAGCAGGCUCGGCUGCAUCAGACCGGACACAUCCUGUCACCCUGUGCGGCGGGGACCUCUGUCAGACCCUGCAGCCGGCGCUGGAUCCUCGGUGACUCGGCGAAGUAAGAUCCUGAUAGCACUUGCUGCCUCUGUCCUGCACUUCGUCCUGUCUCUUGACAGAUUUGUCAUGGCAUCCUCCUUGAUCAGCCGUCAGCUUUCUCUCUCCCUGCAGAAAAACCUAUGGCUCAGUGCUACAGGGUGCAGAUAUGUCAGCAAAGCAGCUCCGAAGACCCAGGUGGACUUUGACUACGAUGGACCUUCUAUGAAAACUUCAGUUCCUGGGCCACGAUCACUAGAGCUGACCAAACAACUUGGGGAAAUCCAGAAUGUUGCUGCAAUCAAUUUCUUCUGUAACUAUGAGGAGAGCAGGGGAAACUACCUGGUGGAUGUGGAUGGCAACCGCAUGCUGGAUAUCUACUCUCAGAUCUCUUCCAUUCCAAUUGGUUACAACCACCCUGCUCUUCUCAAAGUGAUGGCCAAUCCCAACAAUCUGAGUGCAUUUGUGAAUCGACCCGCCCUGGGGAUCCUGCCACCUGAGAACUUUCCAGACAAACUCACUGAAAGUCUUCUCUCAGUGGCUCCCAGUGGAAUGACUCGUGUUCAGACCAUGGCCUGUGGCUCUUGCUCCAAUGAGAAUGCCUACAAAGCAAUGUUUAUCUGGUACAGGAACAAGGAACGAGGUCACAACACAGCAUCUGAUGAAGACCUCAGCAGCUGUAUGAUAAACCAGUCCCCAGGAUGUCCAGACCUCAGUAUUUUAUCAUUCAUGGGAGGUUUCCAUGGAAGAACCAUUGGUGCUUUGGCAACGACGCACUCAAAAGCAAUCCACAAGCUGGAUGUGCCAUCAUUCGAUUGGCCCAUCGCCCCGUUCCCCAGACUGCAGUACCCACUGGAGGAGUUCACCAGAGAGAAUGCACAGGAGGAGGCUCGUUGUCUGGAGGAGGUGGAGGACCUGAUCGUAAAGUGGAGGCAGAAGGGGAAACCAGUAGCUGGGAUUGUAAUUGAACCGAUCCAGGCUGAAGGUGGAGAUAACCACGCCUCCCCCAACUUCUUCAAAGGCCUCUGCAACAUUGCACACAAGCAUGGCUGUGCUUUCCACGUGGAUGAAGUCCAGACCGGUGGGGGGAGCACAGGAAAGUUUUGGGCCCAUGAGCAUUGGGGCAUGGACGAUCCGGCUGACAUUGUCUCCUUCAGCAAGAAACUCCUGACUGGUGGCUACUACUACAAGGCUGAAUUACAGGCUGACAAGGCAUACCGCAUCUUUAACACAUGGAUGGGUGAUCCAUCAAAGAACCUGUUCCUGACUGAGGUUCUCAAUGUCAUUCGCAGAGAAAGACUUCUGGAGGAGGUUACCCGUUCUGGGAAAGCUCUGUUAAAUGGUCUAUAUGAUCUACAGGCUAAAUACCCUGGCAUACUGAGCCGCGCUCGAGGGCAGGGGACCUUCUGUGCCAUUGAUAUCUGCGAUGAUGAAACACGCAACAAAAUCUUGCUCAAGACCAGAGACAAAGGUGUCCUCCUCGGAGGGUGUGGGGAUCGAUCGAUCCGUUUCCGUCCAGCGCUGGUUUUCAAGGAGUACCAUGCUCACAUCUUCCUCAACAUCUUCAGUGACGUCUUGGCCCAGUACAAAUAAAUGCUGACCCUGGAGGAACCUGACAUUAGAGCCUAAAUUAAUCUGGAGGGAAGGCAGGGAAACUCCUGACAGUCCAUGUAACAACAAGCACAAUCCACCUGAUAACUCAGAUAUCCCACAUAACCUCUGAUUAAGUUAGGUGUAGAGCAGCGUGGCUGAGUUCUCAUAUUUUUAGCCAGAAAUUACUAUAGUGAUGUCUUCUUACAUGUGCUGCCGUAAAGAUCUAUCCUGAAAAACAGAUACCAGUAGGUGCAAUUGCAAUUAGUUAAACACGAUCAUGUUUCUGUAAAAUAAAUCUAUUGAAGAGGCUCCAACAUUUAAACCUUUCUCAUCUGGAUUUGUAUUCUUGUAUCGAGGAUAACGUGACUAGCAGUUCUAGUCUAGUCUGUCUAGUCACUCUAUAAUGUCAGCAAAUCUUGCACCUUCUGUUUUACCCUAAAUACUAUGGCUACUAACUUCUUAAAUGAAACGUUCUGGAAAAAAGAUUGGCUAUCGUAUCCAAAGUCUGUACUAGAAGCAAGAGUCAAGAAAUAUUUUAUAUCCUCUUAAAGGUCCAGUGUGUAAGAUAUAGGUGAAAGGGGUCUUUUGGCGAAAAUUGAAUAUGAAAUAAUCCGUGGGAUAUUUUUUACUUGUGUGUUCAAUCUAAAUGGUACGAAUUGUUUCUUUUAUUUAUCUGAAAAUGGGCCCUUAAUAUUUCAAUACUUUAUAUUAUCCAAACAGGACAAACUAAACACCUUUUGAGUUUUUAUGACAACUGAAGGCUACCACAGGUUCUCAACCAACGAAAUUCUACACACUGAACCUUUAACUGAUUCUUGUUGAGAUAUCCUACAACUGCAUUUCCCAAAAAGUAGCACUUCAAUAUUCAGACUAAUUUGUCGUUUCAUUUAGAAAACACAUACCAUUUUCUGGUUAUUCUCAAAUGCUUUUCAUGUUAAUGGAAAAAAGAAUUUUCUGUGAGGCACAGUAAAGUACCUGUAAAGCUCUCAUUCAUUAUUGUCUUAUUGGCGUGAUGUUUUUUACAGUUCGCCUUUUCUUAAUCUGGCCAAUAAUGUAAUAGCUUGAUAUUUUGCCAACCUUGAAUGGAAUCGUUAAUGUGACCUUGUUGAAUCACUGAAUAAACCUUAUAUGUCUGAGGUUCAAAGAUCAGGAACCACAUUUAACAUGUGGGUUUGUUCCUUUAGCAGGUAGCACAGCAGUAGACAGAUAGAUAAAUAAGAGGACAAAGAUGCCACCUCACUUUAUGACGCAGUCUUGCAUAAAGUUUACUCAAGUGCUCAUAUGCCACUUACAUCCCACUGCCCGUAACACAGAGAGACAGUAAAGAUGCCAGCCUGCAUGUCAUUUGAUGUUGCCCAUUAGAAAUGCCCUUGUUAUGAUUCUAACUGUCGUGUUGCUCUUAACAGGAAUAACUUUUCAGCCUGAAAUGUUGUAGCCCAGAAAAUGUGAAUCUUAAAUGGACCAGGAAAAUGUUAGAGAUUAUUUAGUGCCUGCAUGUUACUUAAAUGUGUUUUUUUUUCUUUGCCACUGGGUCAGAUAGCAG